Arachis ipaensis is the source of this 342-nucleotide messenger RNA. NCBI's taxonomy places the organism in Eukaryota, Viridiplantae, Streptophyta, Magnoliopsida, Fabales, Fabaceae. The record is from RefSeq and is a predicted model, not a curated record.
AUGGUGACCAACAGGGAUCAUUGGACUGACCUCGAGGCUAUGGGUUUCGAAGAACAGGAAGGUGUGUAUGACACGAGGAUUGAAGCUGAAGAAACUAUAGCUGAAUAUGAAGGCAAGGAAGAUCCGAUUUUUCAUGAAUUGAAAGGGAUGGAAGGUCUCCAAGUAGAAGAUAUCCUUCAAAUGGAGUUUUGUACUCCUGAAGAAGCACGGUAUUUUUAUAACAGCUAUAGCCGAUUGAAGGGAUUUUUCACGAGGCAGGGGAAAAAGGUAACGAACAAGGCAGGAGAGAUCAUUAGGUAUACAUUCGUGUGCAACAGGCAAGGGUUUCGUGAUAAGAAAUAG